Messenger RNA from Eutrema salsugineum, 390 nucleotides. RefSeq lists its product as uncharacterized. The coding region runs from base 5 to 232 and encodes 75 amino acids. Lineage: Eukaryota; Viridiplantae; Streptophyta; Magnoliopsida; Brassicales; Brassicaceae. The transcript has 2 exons. The record is from RefSeq and is a predicted model, not a curated record.
UCUUAUGUUAUAUGACAAUGUGAUAAAGUACACCAUAAUGGCUACAAAGACACCUUAUUUAGUUUCUGUUUUUCUGUCUUUGAUUCUUCUACUUUUAUGUGUCACCUCUCAAGUUGGACUCACAGAGGCCAGACGCUCCCAACUCAAAAAGUCGCCGUCUCCCCCUAUGCCUCCCCCUCCACCUCGUUUUUAUGUACCUCCUUCAAAAUCACGCAGAGGAAAAGGGCCAUAAAGAAAAUCCAUAUCAAUAAAAAUUGUAUUUGUGGUAAUUUAUCUUGCAAAACUACAAAAUCAGUUGAUCUGUUUGAUGAUUAUGUUUUAUAUUAUUUGAGCGUUUUGUUAUUGUAAUCUCUUAAUAUUAUCAUAUUACUCAUAAUAAAUUAAACUUAA